This is a messenger RNA of Cuscuta europaea, 1191 nucleotides long. Lineage: Eukaryota; Viridiplantae; Streptophyta; Magnoliopsida; Solanales; Convolvulaceae. The record is from the annotation of a GenBank genome assembly.
UUUCAUAAACUAGCAUAAUGAGCCGACCCAGACACUUCAGUCAUAACUCAUUUUAACCAAGGAAAUUGUAUAAAACCAAGAAUCAAGCACAUAGGUCCCGGAAUAGGUGCGCACAGUAGUGCACACAAAGACAUAGGUCCCAAGUUUGUCUCUAAAACUCUCAUCAUAGUUGAGACAGGACAAACAUGACAAUUAGAUAGAAGAUAGCUCCAAAGUAUCACCAACAAUCACACUAUCUAUCGAGUAUCUGAUUUCUCCUCUUUCCCCUCCCUUCUCCCUCCCCUCAUCCUCAUCCUCCUCCUCAUGGGAAGUCCUCAAAUCCGACCGCAACCCCUUGUCGAUCAUGGAUGGAAGCGGCAUCGUACUCCUAACCUUAUGCAAGUACCUGUCAUCACCGCCUAUCAGAUUUCACCACCAGCUACAACUUCAAUUCACAUUCAUAAUCAACUUUGAUGGCUUGUCGCUGACCUGCCAAAGCCUCUCCAUAACUUUCCCAGACCUUUGUUCCCAUUUUUCGUCAAACGAACCAUUGAGCGGGCAACGUUGCAGUCUAAAUAAUCCAGUUGAUUCCUCUUUGAACAGGCAAACCCUCAACAGAGCACCUGUCAUUCCGGCAACGAGCCCUCGUUGGCUGUCAAAGACAGAGGAAAUGACAAAAAGACGUGGGUUUUGAACAAGGCAUGCAAAAACACGGAAGUUGCCUUUAGGGUACUAAAACACGGUAUUCGGAACUUCCAAUUCCGAAUGCAGAGCUGAUUAUUUUUUAAAAAAAUUACUUCCAAUUCGGAAGUCGGAAAUCCGAAUGGCUAAAAAGCCAACAAGCAUGCCCACUAAUUCGGACAUCAUAUUAUUGAGCUACUACAAAUAAAAAAAACCACACCCAUUCGGAUACCUCAUUUCCAAAUGGAAAAAACAAACAAAUUAAAAACUUAUACCUCGGAUAGCUCAUUUCCAAAUGGAAAAAACAAAAAAGAUGUUUGAACCAUUCUCCAUUCGGAAUACGUACUAAUUUCCAAAUAAUAAAAAGCAUACGUGUUCACAUUUCCUCCACAUUCUCCAUCUACCUUUACACUUCAUUCACAUAUUAAAACUCUUACUUUGUUCUUAAUUCUUCACCACAACACAGAAUAGUUUUUCUUACUUCAUACUUUAUAUUUCUUAAUCUAUACUAUUUACGAAUGGCUAGAGCGG